Messenger RNA from Nasonia vitripennis (jewel wasp), 1814 nucleotides. RefSeq lists its product as uncharacterized. NCBI's taxonomy places the organism in Eukaryota, Metazoa, Arthropoda, Insecta, Hymenoptera, Pteromalidae. Gene Ontology annotation, biological process: DNA replication. The record is from RefSeq and is a predicted model, not a curated record. The coding region runs from base 15 to 476 and encodes 153 amino acids. Gene Ontology annotation, molecular function: DNA-directed DNA polymerase activity; DNA binding; nucleotide binding. The transcript is spliced from 3 exons.
CCAAUAAUAGAUACAUGGAGUCUGGAUACAACGAGGAUGAAGAGUCAAAGUAUCUGAUGUACUAUGAUGUCAACAACCUAUACGGAUGGGCCAUGAUACAAUCCCUGCUAUGUGAUGGCUUCAAAUGUGUGGAAGACCUGAAUUGUGACUUCUUCAAUGUUCCCGAUGAUGCUUCUGUAGGAUACACCCUGGAAGUAGAUCUGGAGUAUCCAGAAAGUCUCCAUGAUGCUCACAAGGACCUUCCACUCUGUUCAGAGCAUGCUGCACCUCCAGGCUCAAACCAAGAAAAGGUGCUACCCACUCUAAAUAGUAAGGAGCGGUAUGUCCUGCAUUACGUCGCUCUCAAGCAAGCUCUCAAGUACGGGUUUCGAUUGAAGCAUAUCCAUCGUGCUCUCCAGUUUGACCAGAAGCCAUGGUUGAAGCCAUACAUUGACCUGAACAGCGAGAUGAGGAAGAAUGCGAAGAAUGAGUUCUAGAAGAUGCUCUUCAAACUCUUCAACAACGCAGUGUAUGGUAAGACCAUGGAAAAUGAGCGCAAGAGAGUCGACGUGAAGCUGGUAAAUAAGUGGGAAGGUCGCUACGGAUGUGAGGCAUACAUUGCUCAGCCCAACUUCCACAGCUGUGCGAUUUUCAACUAGAAUCUCGUGGCAGUCCAGCUUGCCCGAACCAAGAUCUCAGUCCGCAAGCCGAUCUACAUCGGAUUGACAGUGCUGGACUUGUCAAAAAGUCUUGUUUACCGCGUCCACUACGAGUACAUACAAAAGCGGGUGGGAGACAAGGCCAAGCUCCUCUACACAGACACAGUCUCAUCUAUGAAGUAAGCGAUGUAGAUAUGUACGCUGUAAUGAAGACUGACCUUCAUGAUUUCGACACUUCUGAUUAUCCGGUCGAUAAUCAAUUCAACAUUCCUCUAGUCAAUAAGAAGAUAGUCGGACUCAUGAAGGACGAGUGCAAUGGCAACAUCAUGACGGAGUUUGUUGGCCUCCGUAGCAAGAUUUACUCCAUUAAGGUACAAGGACAGCAACCUAUCAAGAAGGCAAAGGGUAUGAAGUCGUCAGUCGUCAAGUCAACCAUUGAGUUUGACGACUACAUCCAUUGUCUUCGAGACAAGGCAACGAUCUCCCGACAACAAAAGCACAUCCGCAGCCGCCUCCACGUUAUCAAAACCGAGAAGGAGCAUAAGAUCGCUCUGAGUCCACUUGACGAUAAGCGAUACCUCAUCCCCGGUCAGACGGAUACUCUACCGUGGGGUCAUUACAUGAUUGAUGGAUAUCAGCUUAUCGAGGAAGAUGAGCCAUCUGCGAAGAGAGUCAAAUUACAUUAGAUCACAGCUCUACUGCGCAGACUCCCUGCCGACCAAUCCGAUGUGUGAGCCGCCGUCACCGCUGGUAGUAGUGGUGGGGAAGACUUACUUAAGGAAGCCCAAUGCUCUCGAAAUCAUUCUCGAUCAACGAGCUAAAGAGCAAACACCUCAAAGAUGAACGCUAUCAACAAGAUUGCCAGCGGAGGAUUCCUUCCCACGAAGAAGAUGUCUUAGCUACAGACCGGACAGAAGCAUAGGGUGACAUCCCUACGUCCAGUCAAAACCAGAUAUGGACUGAGAAUUGUGGCUACUCUAGACGAUGAUUGUCAGGUGUUCCUCCCUUCCCGUGUAUUAGCUGCAUUGGAGAAGGACAAAGAGACAUUUGAGAGUAUGUCUAGUCAAGCCAAGGAGAUGAAGCUGUCCCUGACCUAAAAUGCGAAAAUAACAUUGAAUUUUGUAUUGUCUAAAUGUUAACCAUUGUAAAUAAUUGUUUGAAUAAAUAAAGGAAGUU